Molecule: messenger RNA, 1989 nt
Organism: Rhipicephalus microplus (southern cattle tick)
Lineage: Eukaryota; Metazoa; Arthropoda; Arachnida; Ixodida; Ixodidae
Product: cytochrome P450 4V2
Molecular function (GO): heme binding; oxidoreductase activity, acting on paired donors, with incorporation or reduction of molecular oxygen; iron ion binding
Source: RefSeq, a predicted model, not a curated record
ACCGCUGGGACGUACUGCGACUCGCCGUAGUGAACCCUUUCCACGAACCUCGGAUCCCUUACCCGCCGCGUUGCUUUCACGCAGCAGUCGCCGUGGCUAAGCGCCGCAGAGGGCGUCCAUUACAGGCAAGUUCACAUACGCACACCGAACGAACGCCGCUCCAAUAGUAUGCAUGCUGGCCGGUCUCGGUGAAAGGAGUACAGCCUUAAUCAGCCUCCGUUUUGACUAAUACCAGAUUAGCAGCAGAUAUCGACGUUACACUACGUGCGCUUACGGAAUGAUAUCAACGACGAUAGUUAGGCGAGCAUUCGAGGAGGCUCCGUGUCUGUUCGUGUGGGCUCUCGGGACUGUCACCUGGAUUUUUGCAGCGACUCUCCUAGUUCACGUGACGCGGGUCAUCGUAGAAUGGCUGCGAAUGUGGUGGUACCUGCGCGAUGUGCCCAAGCCUAAGCCACAGAAGUCAUUCACGUUACUUUUGGACCUAUACAGGCAGAUGUAUGCCAUGGGACCGAACGUGGAUGUGAAAGUCAAAGCAUUCAGGUACCUAAAAGGACUGUUCAAGUCAUUUGAAGAUCAAGAUGUGACGGUCGCUUACUACGGGCCGUACGCGAUUCUCCUCGGUGCGACUCCACAAGUGGCAGAGGCUAUCUUGGGCAACACCAAAAACGUGACCAAAGCCUUUUUCUACAAAAUGCUGAAACCGUGGAUUGGUGGAGGUAUCAUCACACUGGAUGACGAGCCGUGGAGAGUACGUCGUAAAAUGAUACUGCAAUCUUUUCACGUCCGCAUCCUGGAGGACUACAGUCCCAUUAUGGACAAAAGAGGCAAGAGACUCAUACGAAAACUCAAGAAUAGGAGCGGCGAGUACUUCGACUUUCUUCCUGUGCUCCGCGCAGCAACCUUCGGAGUACUCUUCGAAACGACAAUGGGUGUUGAUUAUAACGAAGAUGGUGUCGAAACAAUAGAAUACCUGAAAAUUCAUGACGCAAUCUGCCAAAGCAUCCUUAAACGGCUCACGAAUUUUCAUCACUGGUUUGACUGCAUUUAUGCACUCAGCAAGGACUACAAGGAGAUGUCUAAAUACGUGGAAGAAGCGAAGGAUUUUGUGAGCAACAUCCUUCAGAAAAGAAUCACCGACUACCGAAAAGGCAUCAGAGACACGGUUUCGGAAAAUUCUCUACUGGAAGUUCUUCUCCGAAUGUGCGUCGACAAAGGCAUUCUUAGUGAAAUUGAUGUUCGAGACGAAAUCAUCACUAUGUUGAUUGGGGGCUUUGACUUCACGGCGACAGGCCUUGCCUUCGCGCUUUACCUGCUUGGCCACCAUUCAGAUAUUCAAAAGAGGGUCCAGGACGAGAUGGACGCAGCAUUUGGAGAUGACUUGGAGAAGUCUCUUGACACGGAAGCGAUAAAAGGUCUCACGUACACGGAAUGCGUGCUAAAGGAAGCAUUGAGGCUCUACCCUCCGGGGCCACUUCUGAGCCGUUUGGUAACAAGAGACACGAAAAUUGGACGGCACACCAUUCCCCGAGGCACAGUGGCCGUCAUGGCUUUCUAUUUUCUUCAGAGACAUCCUAGGUACAUUGAGCACCCAGACUGCUUCAUACCUGAAAGAUUCAUGGGCGUCAAAAGCAUGCCGGCAUUCGCUUAUGCACCCUUCUCCGCGGGACCUAGAAACUGCAUUGGACAAAAAUUUGCUCUAAGAGAAGAGAAGAUUCUUCUCACUCACAUUCUGCGCCGCUACACUGUCAGCUCCAAAGUGCCUAUCGACAAGCUUGAGUUGGCCGUAGACAUGGUGCUGAAGCCCGUUCAAGGUAUUGAAUUAAUGUUCACACCAAGAGUGCUUCCUCCAUCAAGCUGAAAGCUGCCGAAGCGAAGCUCACCCACGUACAUUUGUCACUUACCUUAUCAGAUCCUUCACUGUCAUCGUGCGUUGAAUGUUGCGUGUACAUUUCGCCCAAACAAAAUAAAGUGUUCUCCAAACGAAACAAA